AUGGGGCAAGGGUUCUCGUUAACUACACUCUCGGCGGGCUCCGCCAACAUCGAUGUUCCAGAGCUGGCUGACCUACAGUAUGAAAAGUCAUUGGGUGCCGCCCGGUUCAUGAAAGCCGUGAGAGCGCGGCACAAAGAUGGCCUCGUCGUGGCUCGGGUGGUCAUGAAACCAUACGCACAGUUUGAUUUUCACGACCAUGUCAAGCGGCUGCUCCAUGAACGUAAGGUGCUUGCCGACGUGCCAAAUACGGUAGCGUAUCAUCGUGUCAUCGAGACCGCUGCCUGCGGUUACUUGGUUCGCCAGUACAUCCAUAGUUCUCUGUACGACCGCCUAAGUACUCGGCCUUUCUUAGAGGAUAUUGAAAAGAAAUGGUUAUCAUUUCAGCUUCUUUGCGCUGUGCGGGACUGCCAUGCCAGAAACAUCUUUCACGGUGACAUCAAGACUGAGAAUGUUUUGGUUACGUCCUGGAACUGGUUGUACUUGGCCGAUUUCUCCUCGUCAUACAAGCCAGCACAUUUACCAGAAGAUAACCCAGCGGACUUCUCCUUCUACUUCGACCUGUCGGGUCGCCGAACGUGCUACUUGGCGCCCGAGAGAUUUCUGGCUACUGGCCAGCAACCUGAAGGCGAAGGCGAUGUCAACUGGGCCAUGGACAUCUUCAGCGUAGGCUGUGUGAUCGCUGAAUUGUUCCUUGAAGCACCCAUCUUCUCGCUUAGCCAACUCUUCAAGUACCGACAAGGCGAAUACAACCCCGAACACUCCCAUCUCAGCAAGAUUCAGGAUCCAAGUAUACGGGAACUUAUUCUGCACAUGAUUCAGGUAGACCCCAAUUCGCGGAUGACUGCAGAAGACUACCUUACGCACUGGAAAGGCAAGGUGUUCCCCACCUACUUUUAUGGCUUCCUCCAACAAUACAUGUACUCAAUAACCGAUCCAUCCUCGGGUCGAAAGCCCGUCACAAGUGGCUCGGAACAUCUUGGUGAGCCAGAUGAGCGCAUAGACCGGAUCUUCAGUGACUACGACAAAAUCUCCCACUUACUUUCAAACGAAGAUGACAAGGAGCUUAGUAGGCCUGAAUGUUUGCCUCCCGGACCAAAUGCAAAGCCCUUUCCGCUUUUUGUGAACAUACCAAACUAUCAACACCAGGCUUCUCCAGCACGGAGCCUCGCUGUCGAUGACGGCAAUCUCAUUUUUCUGACCAUCGUCGUGUCCUGCCUACGGGGUACUGCGAGGGCUUCAGCCCGCGUUCGAGGCCUGGAACUCCUUUUGGCGUUUUCGGAACGAUUGACAGAUGAAGCCAAGCUUGACCGUGUGAUACCCUACGUGGCUCAACUACUAGCUGACAAGUCGGAGCAAGUCAAAAUUGCUGCUUUGCGUUCGUUGACGCAAAUUCUGGCAAUGGUACAGGUCGUCUCUCCUAUCAACGCUUAUAUCUUUCCCGAGUAUGUUCUUCCUCGACUAGAAGCAUAUCUGCCAGAUACUUCUGGCAAAGUUGGGCCCCUCGUCCGUAUGCAGUAUGCGCUCUGCAUUGGUACUCUAGCCACCACUGCAGCUAAGUACCUUGACAUGAUUCAAGCACUGCGCGCAGAAGGAUCUCUGCCUGCUGCAGACCCAGAAACCGAAGAGGGCAUGUCUUCGUCUGCACAUCGGAAUCAGUUUGAUUCGGACCGUCGAAUUCUGGUCGAAGCUUUUGAGAAGCAUACCAAAUCCCUUCUCACAGACGCCGAUGCUUCCGUACGUCGAGCCAUGCUUCGAUCUGUCUCUGAUCUGUGUGUCUUCUUUGGUAGUGCCAGAGCAAACGACGUGGUCCUCAGUCAUUUGAACACAUACCUGAACGAUCCAGAUUGGAUGCUAAAAUGCGCAUUUUUCGAAAGUAUCGUUGGCGUUGCUGUUUUUGUUGGUGGCGCCAGUCUGGAAGGAUAUAUUCUACCACUCAUGGUCCAGGCCUUGACAGAUCCAGAAGAGUUCGUAGUAGAAAAAGUCAUUCGGUCACUGUCCUCAAUGGCCCAGCUUGGUUUGCUCCAGCGCUCCAAGACAUGGGAGUUAGUGGACAUUCUUGCAAGGCUCACGAUGCAUCCAAACCUCUGGAUACGGGAAGCUGCUGCGCAAUUCGUUUCUGCUGCGUCAAGGUAUCUAUCCGUGGCUGAUACACACAGUAUUCUAGUUAAUCUUAUCCGCCCAUACCUCAAGGUUGUUCCUGCAGAGUUCUCGGAAUUGCGCAUCUUGGAAUCACUGAAGAGCCCCGUGUCGCGGCUGUUAUUGGAGAUGGCGUCCAACUGGGCAUUGCAAGCCCAAAACGGACAGUUCUGGUCGGUGGCUAAGCAACAACAAACGUUUACAUUCGGGUCAUCCGACGAUAGCCUACCAACUAUUUCCGGCCGAGAAUUAGACCAAAAGGUCUUGCAACGGCUGCCAAAGAAUGAAGAGGAUGAUUUGUGGUUGCAAAAGCUUCGCAACGCGGGAAUGACCUCAGACGAUGAUUUCAAGCUUGUGGCGCUUAGGGAGUUCAUAUGGCGAGUGAGCCAUCGGCGGCGCUCUGACAGCCUUUCCACUCCCACUACGAGAUUCAACAGUAUAGUAACGCUGAAAGAUCUUGGUGUCAAAGCCCAGACUGUAUUGUUUGACGAGGAUGUUCGCCGGAUUAUGGAGCAAACAAAGAAGGCCAAUCCUCCAGAAGAACACCUGCCGCCCCGCACAAUCAAAGAUGCUCUUUUGGAUGCGUCAACUACGGAAGCUGACGGGUUGAGCGACCGAAUGCCGCGUUUCGAAAGUCAAGCUGGGCGGUUGGUCCGCGAAGAAAGGGGCAUUACAAUUCCGUCCCGGUCAAGACCGCAUCCGCCUUCUACCGAUCAACAGUCGCCGUCUUCCGGAGGCGAGAUGCGGAGAGAUUCUUUACGCGCUUCGAGGACAUCUCUUUCGCCUUCAGGCUCACUCGGAUCUGGUGAUCCAUCUACCAGUCUUCGGCAUCGCAACAGUGCAUUAGGGCUACUCGGGAAAGGAGAGAAUAAGGCCCUGGCAGAGAUUGGCACAACUUCGGCCAACGUUUUGGGAAAGGUUGAUGGUUCUCAUGUACGAGACUCAUCUUUACCUCGACAGCCAAAAUCACCACUUUCCGUUGACAGAAUUGACAGAAGUCCGUUGCGACUCCGUUUUCGAAACGCACAUAACUACACGGGUAAUGAUCCAGCAAUACUAAAGCUAUUGGACUCAAUGCUCCUAGAGCGCUUCCCAACCGAUGAGCUUGAGUUUGGACCUCUUAUCCAACAACCCAUCCGACGACAACCCAUCAAGCACAAGGAUGCGCAUCGAUUGCCAGCAGGUACUCCCUGGAGGCCAGAAGGCACACUAGUUGCAAGCUUUGGAGAGCACACAGCGGCCGUGACGCGGAUAUUGGUUUCGCCCGACCAGGGGUUUUUCAUCAGCGGAUCUGAUGACGGUUGCGUGAAGAUUUGGGAUACAUCCCGUCUUGAACGCAACAUUACUCGUCGAUCUCGGCAGACCUACAGGUUGGGCGAAGAUGUCAAAGUCACAAGCUUAGUCUUCGUUGAGUCCACCUAUUCAUUCGUUGCAACAGGCAAUGACGGAAGUGUGCACGUGGUACGCAUAGACUACCUGCAGAACCAAGAGGGCAACGCCAAAUUUGGCAGGCCCCGACUCCUUCGCGAAUACCAGCUUCCCAAAGGAGAUUGUGCCAUCUGGUCGGAACACUACAAUGGAGAUAACAGGUCCGUUCUUUUGUUAGCCACCAAUACAUCAAAGAUCAUUGCACUCGACCUGAGGACCAUGGAGCUGCUAUAUACUCUCAACAAUCCACUCGACCACGGAACACCGACUUGCUUUUGUGUUGACCGAAAAGCGCAUUGGCUGCUACUGGGAACAUCACAUGGUGUGCUCGACCUAUGGGAUCUUCGGUUCAAGCUACGUCUCAAGGCCUGGGUUUGCCAUGGUGCAUCACCAAUCCACAGACUCUACCAAGUCUUUCUACCCAAGGCGAAGAAAACCAGACUAUAUAUUGCUGGUGGUACUGGUCAAGGUGAAGUAACAGUAUGGGAUUUCGAGAAGCAUAUCUGCAAAGAGGUGUAUCGCACGGGCUUAUGUAAAGACAUUGGCAUCAAGAGUACGACACUGAUAGAUCUUGACGAAGAAAAACCAGGAGGAAUGCUUGGUCGCUUUGCUACUAGCGUCGAGCCCACGGCCAGCUCAACGGCAGAUCGGGAUGUACGCGCUAUCGCAGUCCAUACACAGACCAUUGACGACAAGGGCGAGUCAAAGCAUACAUUUCUACUCACUGCAGGUUCAGAUUGGAAAGUUCGCUAUUGGGACACUAACCGAGCGGAAUCUUCGCUUGUAGUCAGCGGGCUCGAAGCUGACGAAGGAAAACCUCACUAUGCUGUCACUCAACCGAGCCCAGAUACAGUUGUUGUUACAGAGCAACUGCAACCAAGCGCGAACCAGAAUGGGAACGGAAGAGAUAGCAGGGUAACUCAGUCAAGCAAGAAGAUGGCGGGCAAAUCAUCGAGAUCAGGUGCAAUUGCUUUACAGCAACAGUACCUUCUCAAAAGCCAUGUCGAUUGUAUUUUAGAUGUGGCACUGAUCGAGCAGCCGUAUGGGAUGGUCAUCUCAGCGGACCGAUCGGGCGUUAUCAACCUGUUCAUGUAGAGACCCCUUACAAUCGGAAGACGGAACCACUGGACAUAUCCCGGUAGAGGCGUGGAUAAUGAAUUAUACUGCUCAGCGA
Messenger RNA from Exserohilum turcica Et28A, 4738 nucleotides. RefSeq lists its product as uncharacterized. The transcript is spliced from 3 exons. Gene Ontology annotation, molecular function: ATP binding; protein serine/threonine kinase activity; protein binding. Gene Ontology annotation, cellular component: late endosome; phosphatidylinositol 3-kinase complex, class III, type I; phosphatidylinositol 3-kinase complex, class III, type II. The record is from RefSeq and is a predicted model, not a curated record. Bases 1 to 4659 code for a protein of 1552 amino acids. NCBI's taxonomy places the organism in Eukaryota, Fungi, Ascomycota, Dothideomycetes, Pleosporales, Pleosporaceae. Gene Ontology annotation, biological process: autophagy of peroxisome; macroautophagy; late endosome to vacuole transport.